Molecule: messenger RNA, 5831 nt
Organism: Metopolophium dirhodum (rose-grain aphid)
Lineage: Eukaryota; Metazoa; Arthropoda; Insecta; Hemiptera; Aphididae
Product: leucine-rich repeats and immunoglobulin-like domains protein 2
Exons: 9
Coding region: 697-2169 (490 amino acids)
Molecular function (GO): protein binding
Source: RefSeq, a predicted model, not a curated record
UUCUGUAAUUAAAAUCUGUAAUUUAAAUGGUGGUGUGUUUUUAUUUGAAUAAAUUUAAUUCGUAUAUAAUAUUAUAACGAUUGGAACAAAAUAGACGGAUAAAACACGACAAAAUGAUAUUUAAUUUAAUAAAAAAAAAGCAUAAAGUCAACCGAUUGGAACCGUAAUAACAUUUAAUAAUCCAUAACGUGCUUUAUCAUUUUUUAAUCGUAACCCACCCACAAUAAAUCGAUUCGACUAAACAAUAACCCAAAUCAGCAGGUAGUAUAGGUACCAACCAACAAAACGGUACCUCAAAACAUAGUUUUUUUUUAUACUUAAAAAGGUCCGUACAAAAAAAAUGUUCGGUUUCUUACUAAAGUUCGUACGUGACCGGAUUGAUUGGCUAGGACCCUUAUCGCAUUUCAUGAUGGACUUUGUCCAUUCUUUACGCAAACCGAUAAAAAAAAAAAAGAUAGAAAAUAGUAUAAUAAUAUAAUAGUUCAUGCGAUAGUAAGUGCGAAAACACGAACAAUUAUUAUAGUUGCGAGGUUGUCAAUUAUUCUGUGCGCGACCAUCAUUUUUGUAACCACAAUAAUAAGUCUCAAAGACUUGAAAGUUAGCGUAAUUAUCUGCUGUGGUGGGUAAAUAAUAUUAUAUUUUUUUUUUAACAGUCCUAAGGCAGUCUCGUUCAGGUAUGGCGACCACCGGCUAGCGAUGGUGCCCACGUCGGUAUUGGUGUUGUGCGGCCUGCUGUCGGCCUUCUCCGUGGACCCGGCAUGGUCUGCCAGCGGCCCGGUCAUUCAGCAAUGUCCCACCCACGGCGAGAUCGCUCCCUGCGUGUGCACGGUGAAGAAGAAUGGCGGUCUGGACAUACUGUGCGAGUUCACCGACCUGCAGCACAUAUCCAAGACGAUGGCCGUGCUCAAGGGCAAACCGUCGCUGGUCAUAUUCUACCUGAAGCUUCGACACAACAACCUGCCCAAGUUGCAGGGUUUCGUGUUCCUGGGCAUGGACAUCCGGCACCUGACCAUACACAACAGCACGCUGGCCGUCGUCGAGGAGUCGUCGCUGAGUUCCAUCGGAAAAGCACUCACCCAAUUAGAUCUGUCUCAGAAUUCGUUAAGCAGCGUACCGACUCCGGCGUUGAAGAGCUUAGAUCGAUUGCUGAUAUUCAAUUUGAACCAUAACAAAAUCACUGCCAUCCAUGCAAAUGCUUUCGAGGGGAUGAGCACGCUGGAGAUAUUGACCUUGUACGAAAAUCGGCUCACUAACAUCGAGGCCAAUGCGUUCGCCGGCACAGAGAAGAAACUGAAACGAUUGAACAUCGGUGGUAACGAAUUGAACCGAGUACCGACCGGAGCUCUGCAGACGAUGGACAACCUAAAGAAAUUAGAAAUUCAAGAAAAUAAGAUAACGUCGAUCAGCGAAGGCGAUUUCAUAGGUUUACAAACACUGGAUAUGCUGAUCCUAGCACACAAUUAUCUCAAACAUAUACCUGCCAAAGUGUUUCGACAUUUGCCACUACUGAAUUCGUUGGAGUUGGACGGAAAUCAAAUAUCGAGCAUUGAUGAAGAGGCUUUUUUCGGUUUGGAAGAAAAUCUUCAAUAUUUGAGAUUGGGCGACAAUAACUUGCACACAAUACCGAGCGAAUCGCUCCGUCGUUUGCACAGACUUCGACACUUGGACCUCAAAGCAAACAACAUAUCACAUAUCGCCGAAGACGCAUUCACCGGAUUUGGCGAUUCGAUCACGUUUUUGAAUUUGCAAAAAAACGACAUCAAAACGUUACCGAUGAUGGCGUUCGAGAAUUUGAAUUCCUUGGAAAUAUUAAACCUGCAAAACAACAAACUGACGCGAGUGCCGGAAGAAGCGCUCGAGGCAAUCGUAGACACCGCAACUGUUAUUGAUAUUAUGGAUAACCCACUGAUUUGUGACUGUGACCUGCGCUGGUACAGGGAUUGGCUGAAAGAGUUACGUCACCGGGACGACGACGACAUCAUACAGAAGAAGCACAUACUCUGCCUGAUGGAAGAAGAACACAGGGAGUUCAGCGUCUUGAAUUUGCCGGUGGAGAGGAUGAACUGCGUGGGCAAGAAGUACUCGUCGUCGGCCAACGGGAUCGGCGAAGCUCGUGUCCUGUCCCGCAUCCUGAUAGUUUUCGUCUUCGCCCUACACCAAUUCAAAUGAACACACACACACACAUACACACACACACACCUACACACUCACUUACACACAUACACACAUACACUGACACACACAUACUGACACAAACACACCGACAAACGCACUUACACUCGCAUACACGGAAACACGCACGCACGCGAGAUAUCUAAUGUACACGCCAUAAUAGUCACAAUACGAUAUAAUAAUAUAUUAUUGUAUACGCCUACAACAGCCACGACCUCCCGAACUCGCGUCGAGAUUGAACGAAAUACGGUAUCGAGUGUUGCACAUAGUUGCACUGUGCCCACGCACGAGGUGCAAUUAUUACUAAAUAUUACGACGACAGGACCCAACUCUUGCGGUGUAGAGCGGGUACCUCUGAGUGUUAAAAAAAAACGCGAAUGUCACGAUGACUAUACCGGCUGCUAAAUUCUCAUCAGCUGUCUCGUCGCAUGAUAUCACAUCGUCCGUUGUCCGUUUGAAGACAUUAUCGGUGCGAAACACUGUUGCGAUACGAUACACAUUAUUAUUAUAAUAUUAUGGCAUCGAUAUCGAACGAGCACGACGGUACAAUGCGAUUUCGAUGUGCCGCCGACGAUUUCGGGUCACACAAUACCAUAAUAUUACACCAGCUGCCCCCCCAUGUGUUUGUAUAUUUUUUUUUUCAUUUUUUGUAUAUUUUUCGUUUACUCUCAAUUUGACCGAGGACCGUCGGACCUUUUGCCGACUACAUAUCAACCACAUAUCAACCGUAUCGUAUAAUUAUUAUAAGUAUCCAUAAAUUUUAUAUUAGGUAAUAAUGAUUUAAUCGCGACACAAUAAUAUACUAUCAAUAAUAAUGUCAUAUAUUAUAUAUUAUAUCUUAUCGCCGCAUAGGAAACGUGUAUAGACGCGACUCUUAUAUUAGGACACGUGCAGCAGUGCCGGAUUUAGAGGGGGUGCAAAAUAGUAACCUCAAACCUGAGUUGGUUUCGAGCCGGUUAGUCAGGUCGGUGUUUUAGAUUUUUGAACUUUGCAAAGUGAUAAAGCGCUAAGAAUUUCGAAUUAUGGUCAAAAAAAAUAAAGUAUUUUAAUAAAUAUUACCCGCGCCCGUUCAUUUUACGUAAACUGUUAUCAACUCGGUUUUAUCCCAGAUAACCUGAUAACGUCACUAUUGUCACUCGAUUUAAAGGAACUCAGUAUGAGCCAUGAGGUGCCUAUUCCUAGUUCAAGCGCGGAUCCAGGGGGGGGGAGUACUGGGGGCAAGUUCCCUCUCGUUCACAAAAAAAAUAUAAUAUAAUUUUCAUUAUUAUUAAAAUUCAACAUCGUAAAAAUGUUUAAGUGUCCCCUCUGUACGCAGAUUCUGGAUCCGCCCUUGACCUAGUCGAAUGUUUUUCUCUUUUUUUAAUCCAUAUUAUUCGCUUUUAUCAACAACAAAAAAUUAUAUAUAUACAGUAAAACCUCUUCAAAACGUAAUCGGUCGGUACCAACUGGUUUUUCCGUCAAAAAGGACUCGCCGGGAGACUAAAAUGUACGGGAUAUAGGUCAUACUGCAGGAUUGUCGUUAUUUUCCAUUGUAAGGAUAUUUCCGUCUUACAGGGGGGCCGGUUAUAAGGAGCUGGUAUUACUGUACAUAAUUAUCAAUGCAUCAAAAUAUUACUUAUUAUGAAUAGAAUUUUUAAGGUGACAUUAACAUUGUAGUAUUCGCACCCCGGACUUGGAUACGGCACUAGACACGUGUUUGUGCUAUUUAGGUGUUAGGUUUGCAGUUUCACGUGCAAAUGCUUUUAUUUUUUUCGUCGUAAACAUUACACACUUCAAAAAUCUCUUCCCCGUGCGUGUCGCGUGAUAUAAUAAUCAUAUUACAAUAUCGCCAGAGUGCAGAUAUAGUGGGAAAACGCGAGCAUGCACCACCCUGACGGCUGUCGUGUGGGUACCUAUAUGACGAUUAUUAGGACAAGCGGAAAUUCAUCGAUCGAUCGCGCAACAGUGACAACAGUGACACACUGUACAACCUUUACCUAGUAAACCUACGUCGAAUACAAUUUUUUUUUUAUUAUUAUACUGUGGCGAUAAUAAUUUUUAAUUUGAAAUAUUAUAAAAACCAAUGAACCCGAAGCUUUGGACUUGGUCGUUGUAUUCUUUAUCGUCGGUAUAGUACCUAACAAUAAUAUUACAUCGUAAAAUAAUAUCGUACGGCGCCUAGACACGUAGACGUACCUAGGUAUAAAACACACUUGCAUGUACCUACCACCUGCAGCUACCUGUUGUCCGUUAAUAUCACCAUCGUCGCCGGACUUUAUAAGUAGUUGUUUUACGAUUUGCCACUUUAUACCGAGGAUUGAUUACAAUAGUCUUGCGGUCCUCGUUGGCAGGAAACGUCCUCCUGGGCGAUUAAAACCGUCCACGAGAACCAUUGACGAACAUCGGACGUUUUAUACCCAUUGGCCAGUACACGCUUUGGACAUCACAGUUCGCAUAUUAUUCUACGAUAUAUUGUUCAACCCAUCAUGUGGGUACCCACUCUGCUACAUUUAUUGCACGUGACCUUUUUCCGAUUUCAAUUUUUAGCAUUCGAUUUUCGUUUUUCAAUAACGUCUUCGUAUUAUAAGUAUCUAGUAUCUAUGCUAUAUCAUACCCAUUAUAUGUAUCUUACACGUAUAAACAUGAGAUUUAACGAGCUAUAAUAAUAUAUUAUAUUAUAUAAGUAUGAAAACUAUAAUAUUAUAACCAAUGGAUUAUACGAUUUUAAAUUUAGGAAUUUUGUAGACGAUGAUAAUAUUAUUAUACUGUAGUUGAACAAAAAAAUGUUGAUUUUAAGUCAUCAUAGCUAUUAUAUAGAUUUAUACUUGUAGGAAUGUUUGAAGAGUGUUAUUAUAUUUACAUAUUAUAUGAUUGAUUAUAAUAUUUAUUAUUAUCAUUAAGCUUAAAAACCAUUCGCAAUACAUAUCUUAAUAAAUUACGUAACGAUGAGAGCUAUUAUGAUUCUUUGCAAUACCCGGCGGGACUUUUGUGGAAUAACAUUAAAAAAAAACCAAAAUAAAAUGUUUUAAAAAACAUCCAUAAAACAAAAAACUAAGUACCAUCUGCUGUGUCGUGUCAAAAGGUCGUUAUCGGCAUCGUCUCGCGGGGCACUGCAAAAGGCAUAAUUAGCAUACGACUUACGUAAUUUUAAAUACAUUUACAUGUGAUUUAUGAGUUUAUACAUUUUAAGACUAUUAGGAUAUAACAACUAUUAUUAUUAUUAAUAUUACAUAAUAUACAUAAUAGCUAUAUUGAUCAGUAUAGACAAUAUAGUCAUUUAACAGAUACAUAUCUAUAAAAUGCAUAUCCCAAUUUAAAAAAUGUAAUCAUUUUUUUUUUUAUUAUUAUUAUUAUAUUAUAACUAUAAUAUCAUUAUAUUGUAUUUAUAUUAUUAUUAAAAUAUUAUUAUUAUUAUUAUUAUAAUUAUUAUUAUUAUUAUUAUCGUACGCAUAUUUUAAUGUUGUUGUAUUUUCGUAAUAUUAUUAUAUUAAUGUCGUGGAUAUAUUAUUAUAAAGAAGUAGUGUUUAGAGUGUUCAUUUAAUAUGCAUUUACAUCACGUAUACAUAUCCGUAUUAAGAACCAUCAUUAUUAUAUAUAAUAUAACGGAGUAAGGCCAUGUUUUUAUGUGAGUUUUUCUCUUUUGAAAUAAAUAUAAAAAAUAAAAUUUUUCUUUGUUCAGA